This is a messenger RNA of Triticum dicoccoides, 1883 nucleotides long. RefSeq lists its product as uncharacterized. NCBI's taxonomy places the organism in Eukaryota, Viridiplantae, Streptophyta, Magnoliopsida, Poales, Poaceae. The coding region runs from base 1 to 1731 and encodes 576 amino acids. The record is from RefSeq and is a predicted model, not a curated record. The transcript has 3 exons.
AUGCCUUCCUCCUCCUCCGUCUACCUGGAACGCCGCAUCGUCACCGCAGCCGAACUCGUCGCCGGCAAUAAUGCCAAGGAAACGAGGGCCACGGGCGCCGAGGGCUUCGCCUCGCUCCUGCGCACCCAGGAGGAGGUCGACGCGCUCUGCGACAAGUACGGCGUGCCGAAGGAGUUCACCGCGCGCCCCGCCGGCGACCUGCGAGCGAACUCGACGCCGCCGCCGGGGGCCAUCUGCGUGUACGCACGCGCGCUGGAGGCCGGGAUGCGCGUCCCGCUGCACGGCUUCUUCCGCGCGGUCCUCGCCCACUUCGGCAUCGCGCCGGCGCAGGUCACGCCCAACGGGUGGCGCUUCAUGGCGGACUUCCUCGUGCUCUGCCAGUCCGCCGGCGUCCCUCCCUCGCCCGCGGUAUUCCUGCGCUUCUUCCAGCUGUCCAUUAUGGAUCAAAAGCACGAGAAAGGGUGGUACUUUUUCCGAUCCAGGCGGGACAUCGCAAGCUUGCCGAACGGGGGUUGCAAAACCACCCCGGGCUGGAGACACGAGUUCUUCUUCCUCUCGUCGCCGGAGCCGUGGCAUUGCGCCGUGGAGUGGGGCGAGCCGUCCAACGGCUCCUUCCUCGACCCGGUGCUCACCGUUGAGGAAAACAAAUCGGUGGUGAGGCUGCUAAGUGCUCACGGUGGCGCCGCUGCUGAUCUCAGGAACCUGCUUCCUGCUGGGCGCUGCCGUAUCUGCGCCGCUGUUGAUCUCAGGAACCUGCUCCCUGCUACGUGCCCACGGAGGCGGCGGAGUCUCCGCAACAGCAACCUUGCUGCCACAUCCCCGCCGCCGCGGCCUUCUUCGUGCACGGAUCCCUCGGUCCACGACAUGAUGCAGACUAUGCCGGCGGACAAGGUGGCCGCGCAAGCGUCGGCGUCGGGGAAGAAGAGGACUUGGGAGGAAGCCAACGGCGGGGAGGAGGUGCCGCCUCUUUCCUCAGUGCUGUCACCUCCACAGCACUUCCUCAGCAAGCACGACGGACACACCACAGACUGGGAUGGUGGACGGGAGCUGCUGCAGGAAACCGUCGCGCCGCCGUCGGAGCGCGCGUUCGCGGCGAACGAGCCUUCUGACGGCGCAGCGAUUCGGCGGGCCGCGAACUACGUGCUCGAACUUGGGGAGAAGCUGUUGGCCAGGGAGCGCGACGCCGCGGCUCUGCGGGAGCAGCUGGAGGAGGCAAAGGCCGAGCUCGCGGCGGCGAAGUGGGCGGCGGACGUGGAGCGGGAGAAGGCUAAGUCUGAGCUCGCCGCGGCAGGAGCGGAGCUGGAGAAGACCAAAGCCCAGCUCGCGGCGGUGGAGACCGAGGUGGUGAAGACGAAAGCCGAGCUCUCCGCGUCUCUUGUGGAGGCUGAGCUCGCCGCGGCAAAGCAAGCGGCGGAGGCCGUGAAGACGAAGGACGAGCGCGCUGCGGCUUGGGAGGAGAUGAUGAAGACGAAGGCCGAGCUCGCCGCCGCGGAGGCAGAGCUGGUGCAGGCCAAGGCCGAGCUGACCGCGGCGAAGCGCGCCGCGGAGACGGAGCUGGUGAAGACGAAGGCCAAGCUCGCCGCGGCGGAGGCGGAGCUGGGGAGCGCCAAGGCCGCAGUGGCUCAGCAGCUCCUGGCCUCCGAGGAGCUUGUACGGCAGCGCGCGGAGGACGCGCUGGAAGGAUACAAACGCUGGCGAGGUCGUCAAGCUCCGGCAGGCCGUGCCGCCUGAUACGUUGCCCGCUGAUCGGGUCUUUGGCAUUUGAAACAUUCUCUAGAUGGGUAAAUGAAGAUCACGGACAAAUCUUUACCCUGAUCCACUCUACGCGCUCUGGUCUUCUAUCUGGAGAUCGCUUGCUUUUGUAGCUGCAGUUUUCUCAGAUA